Messenger RNA from Orbicella faveolata, 671 nucleotides. Its product is annotated as histone H3-like. The record is from RefSeq and is a predicted model, not a curated record. Lineage: Eukaryota; Metazoa; Cnidaria; Anthozoa; Scleractinia; Merulinidae.
GCUAUUUAUCGUUAAAACGCGAUCGCUCUCGGUUAUGGCUCGUACAAAGCAAACUGCUCGUAAAUCAACCGGUGGAAAAGCUCCACGAAAACAGCUCGCAACAAAGGCAGCUCGUAAGAGCGCUCCUGCGACCGGUGGAGUCAAGAAACCUCAUCGUUACAGGCCUGGUACGGUCGCUCUUCGAGAGAUCCGUCGAUACCAGAAAUCCACCGAGCUGCUGAUCCGCAAGCUGCCAUUCCAGCGUCUCGUGCGAGAAAUCGCUCAAGAUUUUAAGACCGAUCUGCGUUUCCAGAGCUCCGCUGUCAUGGCUCUUCAAGAAGCUAGCGAGGCUUACCUUGUUGGUAUGUUUGAAGACACAAACUUGUGCGCCAUACACGCCAAGCGCGUCACCAUCAUGCCCAAGGACAUUCAGUUGGCCCGCCGAAUCCGUGGAGAGCGAGCAUAAGGUGGACAGUACAGUCCUUCACAAAACAUGGAGCCACCACAUGAGUAAAAGCAAUGACCGACACGUACAAAUGAAAUCACAGACGCUUUCAUUUCAAUAACUUUUGUCUUCGAAGUUGAAACCGAACGUGAAAUGUUUAGUCUGUUGUUAUAACACCAAAAUAUGAAUCCCCUUGUCCAGUUUUUAUUUGGCAGUAGCACUUAUUUAGUAAAAUGUUGAAGAAAUG